This is a messenger RNA of Gigantopelta aegis, 879 nucleotides long. RefSeq lists its product as uncharacterized. The transcript has a single exon. Gene Ontology annotation, biological process: deoxyribonucleotide biosynthetic process. The record is from RefSeq and is a predicted model, not a curated record. Gene Ontology annotation, molecular function: ribonucleoside-diphosphate reductase activity, thioredoxin disulfide as acceptor. The coding region runs from base 1 to 879 and encodes 292 amino acids. NCBI's taxonomy places the organism in Eukaryota, Metazoa, Mollusca, Gastropoda, Neomphalida, Peltospiridae. Gene Ontology annotation, cellular component: cytosol.
AUGCAAGCUCUGUGGUCGCAAGUAGCUGUGUAUUUACACGGUCAACUGGUGAGUUCGGCGAACAAUCAUUAUCCCUACAAAGUAUACAUUCAAACCUUACUGAAUUAUGGAGCAGAAACUAAACAGUCGCAACUCCAGUCUCAACUGUUUUACAAGGACGUCGGAGAGACACAAGCAGAUAUCGAAAGCACCGAUCCUAUCACUGGUACUAAUUCUGGAGUAUCGGAUCGAGGAGCACACAUCGCUGUCAGCAAAAUUAUUACCAUGGAAGGUCCCCUGUGUGAAGAUAUUUUUAAUAUAGGAAGAUAUCUGGUGAAUGGGGUGGAUAUGACACUUAAGUUAUUUCGGAGCUCCAUCCCAUUUUGUUUGAUGGCUGGCAAGUCGGGUCAGGAGUACAAGAUCGAGCUUCUAGAUAUUUACUAUAAGAUAUGUAAAUUGAAAAUGAACAGUGCACUUAUUUUAACGCACAACAAGCUGUUUGAAAAGUCUAACGCCUUGUAUCCGUUCACUAAAACCGAAGUUAAAAUGAGCAGCAUCCCUUCGUCUCAGCAGAGCUACGUGUGUGACAGCGUGUUUCAGUCGCAGUGUCCCGGCAAACUGGUUGUCGGGUUUGUCAACAGUGACGGCGUAAGCGGGUCGUAUACAAAGAACCCGUUUAAUUUUCAGAGUUCGUUUGUAAAAACGCUGGCGUUGUAUCUGGACGGCGUCAGUGUUCCCGGUCGACCAGUCGAAGCAGACGACGUGAGUGCCUACGUGAAUUUGUUCGAGGGAGUCAGCAGAUGGGGUCAAGACACUGGAAACUACAUCCAAAGAACUGAAUUUGAGCUUGGAAAUGGUCUGUUUGUGUUUCAGUCUCGAACCCGUUUUCGUGGACUCUGA